This is a messenger RNA of Magallana angulata, 1620 nucleotides long. RefSeq lists its product as uncharacterized. Bases 250 to 1554 code for a protein of 434 amino acids. NCBI's taxonomy places the organism in Eukaryota, Metazoa, Mollusca, Bivalvia, Ostreida, Ostreidae. The transcript has 5 exons. The record is from RefSeq and is a predicted model, not a curated record.
AGAGAUAGUACAUCGGUGAAAAGGAGGGAAUUUGAGUUAUUGCGUUACAUCAAAAGUACUUGUUGACAAAGAGAUAAUCAUAAGUUAUAAAGAUGUGCUUUCCGUUCUGCCAGAUUGUGUCUUUUUUUCCCGCUGCAUGUAUUUAACAUCACCAAUGCUUCAAGAUUCCAUAGAUCAUUUUUUGCAAAUGUCCACAAUGUUUUCCGUUUUUUGAGUUGAUUAAGGAAAGCUCAAUUUUCCAUAUCCCGAAUGCUCAUAAUGGUAUAUUUAAAGUCUAUCCCAACCAUGAAUUACAGGGCCGCCUUCACACUUUGUUUUUUGAUAAUCCAAUUAGGUAUCCUUGUUUAUGUCACCUUGCUAUUCUAUCCAAACUAUGAAAAAGGUAGCAGGAUUUGUUUGAAAAAAGGGGAUGACGAAGCACAAAGACUAAAAUAUAGACUUCAUGGGAUGCAGAAACUGUUAAAAUUAGUAUACAGGAAAGCAAAAGUUGGGAACAGCCGGGAGGAAUCUUGUGAUAUUGAAACAGCCAUAUUAUUCUUGAAGAAAAAUAAUGUGUCCAAAACAGUAUUCACGAACACAUUUGAAGAUUUUGCACCCGUAGGAGGUAGAGACUGGAGCUUUAAAACAUACAUUCCUUGCUCAAACAAAUCAUUAGAGGUCAAUGGAACCAGUAAAGAACUGAUUCGGAGCCAAUUUAUACCUUCGUGUGUCAAUUAUGACGUAAAAUUGGAAGCGAGAGAAAACUUAAAUGAGUCUUUGAAAUUUCCUGGUACGUGUCUCAAACAAGUUAUCGACAAGUUUUGUACAACACAAUUCUUAGUUCCAAAUAUUUUACACUACAUUUGGUUGGGAAAAGGAAAGUUUGAUUUCAUAUUUUUUGUUAGCAUCUUUAGUGGUUAUAAAAAACAACACCCUUGUUUGAUAUUUUUGUAUUACGAUACGUUACCAUCGGGUAAAUGGUGGAAUCUUUUACUCCUGUAUGUGUCUAACAUCAUACCAGUUAGUGUGAACCCUCCAUCAAAAAUAGGAAACCGGAAGAUCGUAUUUGUUGAGCACAAGUCGGACAUACUCAGGCUGCAGAUUCUGAAAGAAUAUGGAGGGAUUUAUCUUGAUACUGACCAACUGCUGCUUACAUCCUUAGACAAGUUCCGUGAAAGAGAGUGUACCAUGGGAGUGGCGUCGGACGGUUAUCUCGGAAGUGCGGUGAUUAUAGCUAGUAAAAACUCAGCAUUUAUCAAAAAAUGGAUGAACAGCUACUCCGCUUACAAACCAAACUCAUGGGGGCAAAACUCUGUAAUCAUGGCAACUAAACUGGCUAAACAGAAUCCCAAUCUUAUUCACUUAGAAAGGCAUUACUGUUCAUUUUAUCCACACCCUACCUAUCUAUUUAAACAAAAUUACAAAUGGUCACAUAGCUAUGGACUCCAUAUAUACAAGCCAGGACGCGAAAAACAGUUGAAACAAUUAAACUUUUCCAGCAUUAGGAAACUGAACAAUACACUGGGGGCAGCUUUCCGGUUCGUUCUCUUUGAUAAUAAGGAACUAUGUUUGUGAUUUUCAAUUUCACAUUUUAAUGCUUUUUUUUUUUAAUUUUAUUUAAAUACAACUUUCACAAGAAAC